AUGGUAAACAAUGUCAUGACACCGGUGGACAAGGGCAAGAAGGUCUUCACCCUGAACGCGGAGGACAUGCGGAGGCGGCUGCGUGAAUGCUUCAAGCGGGAGUGCAUCCAGUCGGAGGAGAACGUGCCUACCAGCAUUUGCGGCCGCAUCGCCCGCAGCAACUUCUUCAACACCUGUGUCCUGGUCAUCAUCAUCUUGAACUCGCUGUGGAUCGCAGUGGACACGGACUUCAACAAGUCGGGAUCUGUAUGGGAUGCGCCAUAUCCCUUUCUGAUCACCGAAAACCUGUUCUGCCUCUUCUUCACCGUGGAGCUGGUUGUCCGCAUGGGGGCGUUUCAAAAUGCCGCCCAGUUCUGCGAUGGGUGGUUCCUUUUCGACUCGUCCCUGACCGUCAUGAUGAUCUGGGACACCUGGGUGUCAUUCCUGGUCAAGACGAUCUCGGGGCACAAUGUGAUCAGCUCCCAGGUCAGGAGCUUUACAGUCCUCCGCGUCUUGCGCGUUCUCAGGAUAGCGCGAGUGGCCCGCGCCGCGCGCAUCAUCAACUCACUCCCCGAGUUGAGAGUGCUGGUGAAGGGCAUGGUGAUUGCCAUGCGCUCGACGUGUACCAUCCUGGCCCUGCUGCUCAUCAUCGUCUACAUCUUUGCCAUUCUCUUUGUGCAACUGCUCUCAGAGAGCCAAGUGGGAAAGGGGUGGUUUGAAAACGUGCCGCAGGCGAUGAAUUUCCUACUGCUGCAGACGCUGGCAGGGGCAGAUGUGAACGUCAUCAACAAGCUCUUGGCAGCAGGCUGGACCUACUACAUCCUCUACCUGACCUUCGUCUUUAUGGGAUCUUUGACCCUGAUGAACAUGCUCAUCGGGGUCCUCUGCGAAGUGGUUGGUGUCGUUGCCCAGAUUGAGGAAGAACGAGCCUUCCAUGACGAAGCCCAGUCCUACAUUGCCAACUUCGUCGAUGUGCUGGACAUGGACGGAGAUCACAAGCUGUCGAAAGUGGAGUUCCUGCAGCUGAUGGAGCGGGAUCCGGACCUGCUGCGGGGCCUUCAGGCGUUCGGAAUCGAUGUGGUCGCCUUUUGCGACAAUGCGAUCGCGCUUUUUUCCGACACCGACAACAUGGAAGUUGGCGACUUCGUCGAGCUGGUCACGCAGUUCCGCAGCCAGAAGCAAACCACCGUCAAGGACUUGGUGGACAUGAGGAAGUUCAUCUCAAUGCAGCUGAGGCAUUUGGCAGAAGAGGUUCGUGGACGGUACGGACACGCGCGCAUCGAAGCCGCGCUGGAUCUGACGCAUUCGCGGGACAUCACCGCGGUCAGGUAUCAAACCGGGUAA
Symbiodinium natans is the source of this 1323-nucleotide messenger RNA. The record is from the annotation of a GenBank genome assembly. Lineage: Eukaryota; Dinophyceae; Suessiales; Symbiodiniaceae.